CUCGCCACUUAUAAAAGCCGCCGUCACUUGCCCCACUCUUCCGACAGCUUUUGACCAAAAGGGCCAGAGCUGUAGCUGAUCGGACUCAUCUUCUGUCUCUCCCGUUCAGCCCAGUCGGCGUGCCACUCCUUCCUUCUCUACGGUAGCCAAGAGGAACCCGAGCAGCCAAGAUGCCGCCCAAGCAGGAUAAGAUAUCCGACGACCCUAAGGUCUACAUCUACGGCGACACCAAGCUGAUGAACGAGCUUCGCGCCUCGCCGUACGACCCCAAGAAGAACGUCUGGGCUCCCGACGAAAAGGAGGUGUACAUCGCUGUGGAGAUCAAGGAGGAAAAGGGCGACAAGUGCACGGUCCAGCUGCAGAAAGGCUCGACUAAGGAGGUUGCCAAGGACAAGUUGGUAAUGAUGAACCCUCCGAAAUUCAUCUGCUGCGAGGACAUGGCCAACAUGACCUACCUGAACGACGCCUCUGUGCUGGCGACCCUCAGGGACCGUUAUGCUAAUGGAAUGAUCUACACCUACUCCGGGUUGUUCUGCGUCGUGAUCAACCCCUUCAGGCGCCUCCCUCUCUACACGGAGGAGGUUGUGGCCAUGUACCGUGGCAAGAGGCGUCAGGAAAUGCCGCCUCACUUGUUCUCUGUGGCUGACAACGCCUACCAGAACAUGCUGAUCGACCACCAGAACCAGUCCAUGUUGAUCACUGGCGAGUCUGGUGCCGGUAAGACUGAGAACACGAAGAAGGUUAUCUCCUACUUCGCCCUGGUCGCUGCCAUGGGCGGACCGAAGAAGGACUUAGCCGAGGGCGAAAAGAAGAUCACCCUUGAGGACCAGAUCGUGCAGACUAACCCUGUACUGGAGUCCUUCGGUAAUGCCAAGACUGUCAGGAACAACAAUUCCUCCCGUUUUGGUAAAUUCAUCAGGAUCCACUUCAACACCAAGGGCAAGUUGGCUGGUGCCGACAUCGAGUCCUAUCUGUUGGAGAAGGUGCGUGUGAUUGAGCAGCUGCCUGGUAUGGAGCGUGGCUACCAUAUCUUCUACCAGCUGCUGUCCAGCGGCCUGGCCGACGUCACAAAGAUGUUGAUGGUCACUGACGACGCCCACGACUACCGCUUCUUGGAGAAGGGUGAGAAGACCAUCAAGAACGUGGACGACAAGGAAGAGAUGGUGUUGACGGACGAGGCCUUCGACGUGCUGGGAUUCACCCAGGACGAGAAGACGAACAUCUACAAGCUCACGGGAGGCCUGUGCCACUUCAGCAACAUGAAGUUCAAGGCCAAGCCCAGGGAGGAGCAAGCCGAGUGUGACGGCACCGAGGCCGCUGAUAAGAUGGCGUACCUGUACGGCAUCAACAGUGGUGAGCUGCAGAAGGGUCUGCUCAAGCCCAGGGUAAAGGUCGGCAACGAGUGGGUGGCAAAGGGCCAGAACUGCAACCAGUGCAUCUACGCCGUCGGUGCCCUGGGCAAGGGUGUCUAUGACAGGCUCUUCAAGUUCCUGGUCAAGCGUUGUAACGACACUCUGGACACCAAGAUGAAGAGGGAGAACUUCAUUGGUGUGCUGGAUAUUGCCGGCUUCGAGAUUUUCGAGUUCAACAGCUUUGAUCAGCUGUGCAUCAACUACACCAACGAGAAGCUGCAGCAGUUCUUCAACCACCACAUGUUCGUGGAAGAGCAAGAGGAGUACAAGAGGGAGGGAAUCGAGUGGGAGACCAUCGAUUUCGGUAUGGACUUGGCCAAGACACUGGCUCUGAUCGAGAAGCCCCUGGGUAUCCUGGCUAUUCUGGAGGAGCAGACUAUGUUCCCGAAGGCCAGCGACAAGACCCUCAUCGACAAGCUUCGCGACCAACACUUGGGCAAGCAUCCUAGCUUCCUGAAGCCGAAAAAGCCCAAGCAGCCCAAGUACGAGGGUCACUUCGAUCUGGCUCACUACGCCGGCAACGUGACAUACAACAUCUGCGGCUGGCUGGAGAAGAACAAGGACCCCAUGAACGAGACUGUGGUCGCCUGUUUCAAGAGGGCCACCAACGACCUGCUGAAAGAGCUCUGGGCUGACUUCGCCACUGCCGAGGAUGCAGAUGCUGGACAAAAGAAGCAGGCCGGUGGAAAGGGCAAGAAGGGAGGAGCUUUCCAGAGUGCCUCUGCAACCCACAGGGACCAGCUGGCUAGGCUGAUGGCCACUCUGCACACCACCUACCCCCACUUCGUGCGUUGUAUCAUCCCCAACGAGCUGAAGACUCCUGGUCUCCUGGACAACCCCUUGGUUAUGCACCAGCUGACUUGUAACGGUGUACUCGAGGGUAUCCGUAUCUGCCAGAAGGGCUUCCCAAACAAGAUGAUCUUCAAGGAGUUUAAGCAGCGCUACAAGCCCCUGGACCCGGUGAUGUCCAGGCAGGUCGAAGAUGACCGUGAAUGCUCCGUCAAGCUUCUGGACCAAUCGGGUCUGUCCAAGGAGUGCUACGGCGUGGGCAAGACGAAGAUCUUCUUCAAGGCCGGCCAAGUGGCCAAGCUUGAGGACAUCCGUGACGCCAAGCUGGCUGUGAUCGUGACAACGGUUCAGCAGCGCGUCAGGGGCAAACUGCAGCGUAUCGUCUAUGAAAAGCUCAAGGUGCAGAGGGAGGCCCUGAAGAUGCUGCAGCGUAACGUGCGCAACUGGAUCAGCCUGCGCACCUGGGAGUGGUGGAAGCUGUUCUGCACCAUCAAGCCCCUGCUGUCCCAGUCCCAGGGCGAGGAGGAGCUCCGCCUGAAAGAGGAGGAGCUGACGGAGGUGAAGGAGGGCGUGGAGAAGGAAGAGACACUGAUGACCGACAUCCAGACGAAGCUCACCGCAGUCGAGAAGGAGAAGAACGAACUCGCCUCGAAACUGUCUAGUGAACAAUCAGAAACAAGUGACAUCGCGGAGAAGGCAGAAGGCCUGAUCAAGAACAAAGCUGACCUCGAGCAGAAGAUUGUGGACUACAAGGAGCUGCUGCAAGACGAGGAGGCCAAGAACUCCGAGCUCAGCGCAGCCAAACGCAAGGUCGAGGGUGAGGUGGAUAACCUGAAGAAGGACCUGGAGGAGCUGGAGAAGACUCUGCAGAAGGUGGAGAAGGAAACCCGCGGCGUUGAGAGCAAGGUUCGCUCCACCGGAGAUGAGCUGCACGCUCAGGAUGACCAGAUCAGCAAGCUGUCUAAGGAGAAGGCUAAGCUGGAACAGCUCAACGCAACCACCCUGGAAGAUCUGCAGAAGGAAGAGGACAAGGUCAACAACCUCAGCAAGCUCAAGGCCAAGCUCGAGCAGCAACUGGAUGACCUAGAAGAGAACCUGGAACGCGAGAAGAAGGCGCGUGCCGAGGCCGAGAGGCUGAAGAGGAAGCUGGAGGGUGACCUGAAGGCCGCACAGGAGACUUUGGGAGGUCUGGAGAACGAGACGUCCGACCUGACGAACCGCAUUCAGAAGAAGGAGUUCGAAAUCAAGCACCUCGAGGGUCAAGUGGAAGAUAAUCAGGGUGCGGUUGCGAGUAUGCAAAGGAAAAUCAAGGAAGCGCAGAGCCGCAUCGAUGAGCUUGAGCAGGAGCUCGAGGCCGAGAGGAACGCCCGUGGCAAGGUUGAUAAGCAGAGGGCUGACCUGGCUCGCGAGCUCGAGGAUCUGGGAGACCGUCUGGAGGAGGCUGGUGGCGCCACCGCCGCCCAGGCUGAGGUCAACAAGAAGCGCGAAAUCGAGCUGCAAAAACUCCGCCGCGAACUGGAGGAGGCGAACAUGCAGCAUGAGGCCACCGUCGGCGCGCUCAGAAAGAAACUGGCAGACGCCACCUCCGACUUAACGGAGCAGGUGGAGAACCUGCAGCGUAUCAAGGGCAAACUGGACAAGGAGAAGACCACCCUGAAGAUGGAAGUCGACGACCUCGCCUCUAACGUUGAGGCCAUUACAAAGGGCAAGCUGAACGUGGAGAAGGCAAACCGUUCCCUCGAGGAGCAGAUCGCUGAGGCCAACAUCAAGAUCGAGGAGUCAACCAGGACCGUGCAGGAACUUACCACCCUGAGGCAUCGCCUGGAGUCUGAAAACUCCGAAAUCGCUCGCCAGCUGGAGGAUACCGACAACCAGUGCGCCCAGCUGUCCCGCGCAAAGAGCAUGCUUUCUCAGCAGCUCGAGGAGCUGAAGCGCCAGCUUGAGGAGGAGACAAAGGCCAAGAACCACCUUACCCACCAGCUGCGUGCUGCUCAACAUGAUUGCGACAGCCUCAAGGUUCAAAUUGAAGAGGAACAGGAAGGCAAGUCUGAAAUCCAGCGCGCCCUGUCCAAGGCCAACACAGAAGUUACUGCCUGGCGUACCAAGUACGAGACUGACGCCAUCCAGCGCGCUGAGGAGCUAGAGGAUGCUAAGAAGAAGCUGGCUGCUCGCCUGCAGGAUGCUGAGGAACAGGUGGAGGCCGCCAACGCCAAGUGCAGCUCUCUGGAGAAGGCCAAGAACAGGCUGGCUGGCGAGGUCGAGGACCUCAUGAUCGACGUUGAGCGGGCCAACGCCGCGGCAGCUCAGCUGGAGAAGAAGCAGCGUCUGGUUGACAAGCAGAUCGCCGAGUGGAAGACCAAAUGCGAGGAGAUCACUAUCGAGCUGGAGACCUCUACCAAGGAGGCCCGUGCUUAUGCCAACGAGCUGUACAAGCUGAAGGGACAAUACGAGGAGACUCUGGAGUCCCUGGAAACACUCAAGAAGGAAAACAAGACUUUGGCAGACGAAAUCCGCGAUCUGUCCGAUCAGCUUGGCGAGGGCGGCAAGAGCGUCCACGAGCUGGAAAAGGCCAAGAAGCGUCUGGAGGUGGAGAAGGAGGAACUGCAGACCGCCCUCGAGGAGGCAGAGGGUGCACUGGAAGUGGAGGAGGGCAAGGUCCUGCGUGUCCAGCUCGAGUUGUCUCAGCUCAAGGCUGACAUCGACCGCAGACUGGCCGAGAAGGACGAGGAGUUCGAGAACACACGUAAGAACCACCAGAGGGCCUUGGAUGCACUGCAGACUACCCUUGAUGUAGAGGUCAAGGGCAGGAACGAGGCCGUCAGGACCAAGAAGAAGCUGGAGGCCGAUGUGAAUGAAGUUGAGGCUGCCCUGGAGAACGCCACCAGAGCCAACAACGAGGCCAGGAAGACCAUCAACAAGCUCCAGAUGCAGAUUCAGGAAGUCCAAACCCAAAUUGAUGAUGAACAGAGGCAACGUGAGGAGGCCCGCGAGCAUCUCGCCAUGUCCGAGCGCCGCUCCAGCAUGCUCCAGACUGAACUUGAAGAGCUUCGCAAUGCCCUGGACCAGGCCGAGAGGGCUCGCAAGAUGGCCGAGUCUGAGCUCAUGGAGUCUUCUGACCGCGUCGGCGAGCUGUCUGCACAGAACUCGUCUCUAGCGGGUCAGAAGAGGAAGCUGGAGGGUGAGAUCCAGACCCUGCAGGCUGAGCUGGACGAGGUUAUGGCUGAGCACAGGCAGACCGAGGAGAAGGCAAAGAAGGCCAUUGCAGAUGCCACCCGCAUCGCCGAGGACCUGCGCAAUGAGCAGGAACACACCGCUCACAUCGAGAAGACCAGAAAGAACCUGGAGGCCUCCAUCAAGGACCUGCAGAGGAGACUGGACGAGGCCGAGGCCUUGGCCAUGAAGGGUGGCAAGCGCGCACUGCAGAAGCUGGAGGCCAGGGUCCGUGAUCUCGAGUCUGAGUUGGACUCAGAGACGAGGCGCCACCAGGAGACGCUGAAGAGCCUGCGCAAGAACGAGCGCCGUCUCAAGGAGCUGAGCUUCCAGGCCGACGAGGACCGCAAGAAGGAGGAGCGCAUGCAGGAGAUGGUCGAGAAGCUGCAACUGAAGAUCAAGACCUACAAGAGACAAGUGGAGGAGGCUGAGGAAACAGCUAACGUCAACCUGGCCAAGUGGCGCAAGACCCAGCACGAUCUGGAGGAUGCCCAGGAGAGGGCCGAGAUGGCCGAGUCCGCUCUGGGCAAGAUGCGCGCCCAGCACCGCUCUGCCGGCCCCAACCUGUAAAUCCUUUGCAACGUUCCUUGCAAAGCGCUGUGAAGAGCACGGACAACAGAUCGUCACAGCAACUAGUUCGUUCUCUCUUUCAGCGACCCAGUAGUACUAGUCUUCUUCUUCUUUGCGACUUGUUUCCUUUGUCCAGCGACAUUUCCCACUCAGUGGCCCCACGCACGCACACUGACACAGCAACUGACUGGGGAAUGUCGCCGGAUGACGUUCGGAACAAGUGUUAAAGACGUGCAACAUUAGAUUAAACCACGUUAAUGUCAUCAACUGUACCAUGUACAACAUCUUGUUAACUCUCUGUUCUGUUACCAUAAGUCGAUGAAUGGCAUGCCAGAUUUUCAACACGGCUCUGGCCUCGAUGACUUCUUGAUAGAGCUAGUAACAAGUCCGUAAAUAGGCAUUUUCUAACGUAGUAAGUAGACCAUCAUUUUCCUGUGGUGUGAACGGCCCAAGACUGAGAAAGAAAAGCUGUCGGAAACAAGAAGUACAUGGAUUUCUAGGCUGACCUAAGUAAUAUUCCUGUCGAGGGAUAAUAAGACGUUCAGUUGUAUGAUUGUGCAUCUCUUCCGGGACCACUAUGAGUAGUCUUAGAUUUUAUGUUUGUGUGACUUGCGACGUGUAUGGGUGCUUCGUUGCAUUUGAUACUGAUUAAACUUCUA
Molecule: messenger RNA, 6640 nt
Organism: Branchiostoma belcheri (Belcher's lancelet)
Lineage: Eukaryota; Metazoa; Chordata; Leptocardii; Amphioxiformes; Branchiostomatidae
Product: myosin-7-like
Exons: 27
Coding region: 171-5981 (1936 amino acids)
Cellular component (GO): myosin complex
Molecular function (GO): cytoskeletal motor activity; actin filament binding; ATP binding
Source: RefSeq, a predicted model, not a curated record